This is a messenger RNA of Micropterus salmoides (largemouth bass), 2822 nucleotides long. It is a transcript of the gene fgf10a, whose product is annotated as fibroblast growth factor 10a. Gene Ontology annotation, molecular function: growth factor activity; type 2 fibroblast growth factor receptor binding; chemoattractant activity. Gene Ontology annotation, cellular component: cytoplasm. Gene Ontology annotation, biological process: positive regulation of epithelial cell proliferation; fibroblast growth factor receptor signaling pathway; positive regulation of gene expression. Bases 1038 to 1793 code for a protein of 251 amino acids. The transcript is spliced from 3 exons. The record is from RefSeq and is a predicted model, not a curated record. NCBI's taxonomy places the organism in Eukaryota, Metazoa, Chordata, Actinopteri, Centrarchiformes, Centrarchidae.
GGGAGCCACACGCAGGAGGAAAGAAGAGAGGCAGCGCACAGCUCCAGCGCUCAGACUCCUAGAGGCAAGGACAGAAGAGAGAUAGGGAGCUCAGCUCACUAACAAGACGCACCAACAAGAGAGGGGAGAAAGACGAGAGCUCAGUUACACACUCAAGUAACUUCAAACCAGUGCCGACAAAACCAAGAGAAACAAAGACAGAAACAAAGAGAGAAAAGAAGAAAGUCUGGAUUCUGUGACUUUUUUUUUGGUGGCCUGCCUUGCGUGGAUUUCUCUGGACAUUUUAUGAGAAGCCGCAUUAAUCCCAUUUUGGACUUUUUGUGUUUAUUUAUUCAUUUUGUACUGAGCAGUUCGGCAUCUUUUAUCCGGACCUCCUCCACCUUCCUGUUACCCACCUCCCUGGACUGGAAAAGAUAAAUGGUUUGGGACGUGCGUGGGGCAGAGUUUUAGCAGUGUGCAUGAAUGACCUGAUAAUGUGUGUUUGUGUCUUUGGAUGUGAGAGUGUAAGUGUAUAAUCAAACUUUAAAAAGAGAUUUUGAUUGUGCGUGUGUUUGUAUGUGUAUGUGUGUGUGUAUGUGAGAGAGAGCAACUGAAGCAAAGAGCAGCAGUCUUGGGAGGAGAGGGUGGAGGUGGUGAGAGGUCUUUAAGGCGGUGAACCCCCAGUUGUUCCAGUUUCGAGAUGAUCUGAGUUAUGGAUGUUGACGCAUUCCUGCGGCGCAGCUGAGGAAUAAACAGCACAGGGGACUACAGCAGAGUCAGCCACCACGCUGCAGGCUUCACCACCACCAGCAGCUACAUCACCAUCACCAUCAGUACUACCGAUAACGCUACAUCUGCUGCCAUAAUCACAUCGACUGCAGUCAGAUUGUCUUCACCCCGGCCAUUCUACAGUCCCAGUGAGGUUGUGGGUCCCCAGAGAGAGGACGUGUAGUCGGUCAGUCAGGGGGAGUUUCUCCCACUCUCAUUUCCUCUCCCUGUACCCAGCUCAGCAUGCCCCAGCCCCUGAGCAUCUCCACAGCUCUCCCAGCUCCACUACCAUGUGUAGAUGGACAGUGACACAAGGUGCACCGGUCGCCUGGUUCUCCUCCUGCCCCUGCUGCAGACCUCCUCCACUAAUCCUGUCCCUCACCUUCCUCCUCCUGCUUCUCCUGUUCGGACCCUCCACAUCCUCACCCCUGUCCGCUUUAUCACCAGACUCUGAAAAGAACCACAAUGCACCCGGAGGCCCUCCACCUCACAUCUUCUUCACCUCACACCCGCCGCCUUCCCCGUCAGCUGCACCGCUGCACGCAUCCUCUGCGAGGUUGCCACGGGCGACCAAUGUGUCAUCGUCCUCCGCGACGGUCAUCGGGCGCCACGUGCGGAGCAGCUACAAUCAUCUGCAAGGAGAUGUGCGCAGGAGGAAACUGUUCUCCUACCAGAAAUUCUUCCUUCGCAUUGACAGGAAAGGAAAAGUUAAUGGCACCAAAAAUGAGGACGAUCCUUACAGUAUUUUGGAGAUCAAGUCGGUGGAUGUGGGAGUGGUGGCCAUCAGGGGACUCAGCAGUAACUACUACCUGGCAAUCAGCAGGAAGGGAGAGCUAUACGGAGCGAGGGACUUUGGUCCAGACUGUCGUCUGAUUGAACGCAUCGAGGAGAACAAGUACAACACCUACGCUUCAGCUGAGUGGCGCAACAAGAAGAAGCACAUGUUUGUGGGACUGAACGCCAACGGCAAGCCAAUGAAGGGGAAGAAGACACGGAGGAAAAACACAGCCUGUCACUUCCUGCCCAUUGUGGUACCACCACGAUGAUUGGAUAUAUCAGCCAUGAGAGAGCUCUGCAGACUGCAGGCUAUUGGGACUUUUAUGGAGUUAUGGCGAUGGCUACAUUGGACAGAUCUGAAUCAGAUCUGAAUGAUGCACUGAGUAGGAAAAGAAUGGAAACCUAUGGACAUUUUAUCUCUGUUUGACAAAGACAUUUCUAUUUUUAAAGAAAGAAAUAAGAUAUAUUGAUAUACAAUGGAUAUAUUAUUUUCUGUUUUAAAUUAUCAAGUACAUCUGGCACAGUAGAAAAUAUGAAAAGAAAUGACUUCUGUGCCAAAAUGCGACCAGAAACUCACAUUUCUAGAUCAUGUGAAGCGCUUGACUGGGAGGAAAUAAAAUGACAGGAGACAACAUGUGUAAGGGAGGGAAAAGAAAGAGAACAGAAAGUAUUGAUAGAAAAGGAGAAGACAAGAAAAUCCGAAAAAGAAAAGUAUGAGAAAGAGUUAGUCAAGAACACAACAGCAAGUCUAACACUAUCAUGUUUUCUUUCUUUAAAAUUUAUUUAUUUUGUGUAAUAUUUAACAAAAAAGAACAAAAACGCAAAAAGGACAAAUUCUUGUCUUUUUUCACCAUUUAUGCUUCUCUUUUGAAUACUAAUCAUUUAAACCUGAAUAAAUAUAAAAAAUAUAUUUGUCUUUAAGUUGUUUGACUGACUUUGAAUCAUUUUAGAUAUUUUCACAGUUCAAUUAUCAGUUGUUCAUACUGUAAAUACACAGCAAAGAGAUAGAAAUAAAUAUCUAUGUAAAUCAGUUGACCUAGGUAAUUGAUUCACUGUAUUCUUUUAUCAUGCAAAGUGCUGCGAAUUAAAAGAUAAAAGAUGAAAGAUAAUGUGACGAUGCUGUAAUGUAGUAGUGGUUGCAUGGAGUUAACUUCUGAUCAUGACCAUGAGAUAAGAAUUACGAUGCUUUUUCCCAAAUCAUCCCAAGUAUUUGGUAGAGAUGCAACAAUCAGUUUUUCGAUAAUCUAUAAAUCAUUUGUCAUUUUUUUAUGUACUAAAUCCAGCUUCUUAAAUGUGAA